Molecule: messenger RNA, 3309 nt
Organism: Wasmannia auropunctata (little fire ant)
Lineage: Eukaryota; Metazoa; Arthropoda; Insecta; Hymenoptera; Formicidae
Exons: 7
Coding region: 1183-3123 (646 amino acids)
Biological process (GO): glycosphingolipid biosynthetic process
Molecular function (GO): alpha-1,4-N-acetylgalactosaminyltransferase activity
Source: RefSeq, a predicted model, not a curated record
GGAUCUAGCUCGCGGAGGAAAAAAAAAAAGGGAAAAAAGCGACAAUAAUAUGAGUUUUUGUCACGCGUCCUCAUCCUCUUCAUCCUCGAUUGGCGUCGCGGCCUCACGCAUGCGUCGGAAAUGUAUUUCAUUCGCCAGAGCGCACGUUCGCACAGAGCGGGCGGAGGGGUGGACACUUGGUUGCAUGAAUACUCUAAGCGCACCGGCAACAAAAUCAUUUCUGCUAGUCGCGAAAUAAUGCUCAGGGAGGAGACGCUCGUACCCGACCGCCGGCGCUCAUAUUAUUUCUGACUAGAAAAAAAAGUGCUUUCGCCUGCGAACCCCGUCAUGAGCCGCCGGUCACCAGCGAGACGAUCGAUACGGGCGGUGGAAAGGGGUGGCCACGGCCUGCGAGGGUGACUGCAACGUGACGUGUACGUCAUAUAUUAACACAGUUCGACGGUAUAACCCUUCCUCCCCGACGAAAAUAAUUCCCGCGGAAGUGUCGCCGCGUGUUAAAUAAUUACGGCCAACAAUUAUGUCCUGUCAAUUAACUGAUAACGUCAAACUGAUCUGGCGAUAUUAUUUCGUGUAGCAGCCGGCAGUCCCGCCGGUGUGUCAGAGAAUACACGCCUAUGCUGGUGCACGAGGGGUUCUUACACGCGCGUCCCGCGCUGUACGACUCGAGUAUAACGCGUAUUCAAACGAGUUUAAUCAGCUUAUCUUGAGAAAAACAGCGGCGUCUUCAUUUUUCAAUGCGACUAUUUGGAUACCGCAGUGCCAGAUGAAGGAACGGCUGGUGCGAAACGCGCUCCCGUUCCGGACGAAAGACUCGGAACGCGCGACGGAAUUCGCUCUUCGUCGGAGUACUUCAUUAACCGAUUUAAUUUCUUCCCGUCGCGUGCAACACAGCGUGCGAGCGUGACAUAAUGUGAACAAACAAACAAAAACGAACAAAAAAAAACGGACGCACAGCAAAUCCGUCCUGAAGAAAAAGUUAAUUCGCGCGUCGUGAGUAAUAAUUUUGCACGGUAAAAAUGUAAUGACAUCCGCGUAUUUGUGUUGAAUCAUGAUGACUGGAGGAGAUACUUGACACAGGAAAAUAAACAUUUUUCUGCGAAGAUAAACACGAAAGGACGCGAAUUUUUACGAGAGAGCGUUAUAAAAAACAGUACAGCGUAGUCCAAUGAGAAAAUCAUAAAGAUGAAAAAGAGAUUAUUGUGGUGCGGUUUCGCUUUCGCCGUCGUGCUCCUCAUACUUAUGAUCUCGACCGAGAGCAACAUCAUCCAAAGGAUACCGUUCCUCGACGUGACGACAGUCAACGAUAUCAGAUGCUACAAUGAAGCCUCGACUGCGAAAAGCAUUCAUGAUUUCGAUGCGGAAACAAAUGACGACAAGCCAACGCCAGGUAGGAACAUCUUCUUCCAUGAGACUUCCUGUUUCGGCGAGGAGGGCCUCACGUUGAACCCCCGACAGGCCUGUGCCGUGGAGUCGGCGGCGCGGAUGAAUCCGUCGAUGACCGUGUACCUGCUAUUCGUCAGCAAGUCUGAGUUCUCGAACAGCACGCGCGAGAUCGUCAGGCAUCUCCACAAUUAUCCCAACGUCAGGAUCCGUCACAUCGACCCGCAGAGGUAUGUGAAGGAGACGCCCUUGGAGGCGUGGUACACCAGCGGCGUUCUGAAGAAGAGCCACUGGCCGGUCAGUCACAUGUCCGACAUGCUGCGCUACCUGACCCUGUGGAAGUACGGCGGUAUCUACCUCGACCUGGACGUGGUGGUCACCAGCUCGCUGGAGGAUCUGACGAAUUUUGCCGGCGCCGAGGACUGGGACGACGUCGCCGCCGGCGUCAUGGGCUUCGACAUGUCCAAGCUGGGCCGCCGCGUGGCCGAUGCCUGCGUGCGUGAUCUGAAGAAGAAUUUUCGCGGCGACGUCUGGGGUAACAACGGGCCCGGGGUCAUCACGAGGACGUUGCAGAAACUCUGCGCGACGAUGUAUGCGCGCGAUAUGACAACCGUACGUUGCCACGGCUUCACGGUAUAUCCACCGUCGGUUUUCUAUCCGAUUCACUAUAUAAAUUGGAACAAGUAUUUCGAGGUGAAAGACAGCAACGCAACUCUGAAGAUACUGAACAAGGCGAAGGUGAUUCACGUGUGGAACAAAUUGAGUAAGGCCGAAAAGGUGCGAGUGAAUAGCAAUGUACCGUAUGCCGUUAUCGCACGGAAUUAUUGUCCCUAUGUUUUCAAUAACUGCGGCAAAAUAUUUUUCCUAGACAUACAAAUGCUGAUACCAAGCAGAUGUAUAUUCUUUCACGAGACCACGUGUUCAUCGCCUAAUCUCACGCCUCGACAAGCAUGCGCCGUGGAAUCGGCGGCCAGAAACAAUCGCAAUUUGAAUGUCUUCCUACUUUACUUCGCAACGGGGCAGUUCCCGGAAAAGUCUAAGAAAUUCGUUGAAAUUUUAGAAACCUACGACAAUGUGUACAUAAGGAGAGUACGUUUGUCAACAUACGUUAUUAAUACGCCGAUAGAUUACUGGUUCUGGGUAAAUAUUCAUAGAUUUUGGGAGAAAGAGAUUUUGCACGAAUGGCUGCGUAAAGACUUCCACGAUUAUGUCCGGAUGUUGACACUGUGGAGAUUUGGCGGUGCGUCAUUGAAUUUGAACAGCGUGGUGCUGACAUCGUUAGAUGAGCUAACUACUUUCACGGGUGUGCAAAACAAUCGAGAUAUGAACGUCGGCGUAUUUGGCAUCGACACGAGCACGAAUUUUGGUAGAAAUUUUGCUGACAGUUGUAUGGAAAUUAUUAAAAGUAUCAGUGUGAACAGCUAUUCACAAUACAAUAUCACAAGAGUCAUAACCGAAGCCGUGUGGAAACUUUGUUAUCAACAAAACGACAAAGAAUGUCGGCAGUUUACGAUCUACCCACCGGAGAAAUUCUAUCCCAGGCUUCCCGAUUCGCAAGGGGUUCAUCACUCGAACAAAAUGCGGACGGAAGAGAUGCUGAAAAUCGGAAAAAACGCUAUGACGAUCCAUACGUGGAGUGACGACCGAAAAGAUGCCGAAACGGACGACAAUGUAGCGGCUUACGAAAUGGCGGCCAAACAAAAUUGCCCAAAAACAUACGAAUUCGCUGGAAAAAAUUUUUAAGCUCGCGGCCGACAUUAAUUAUAUGUGAUAUUAACUGAUAACACAAAAUGCAUGCAAAUGUAUUACAGAUCGGUGCAUGCAAACUGUAACUGAGUCUAAAGUUAUGUUUAUAACGCGAUCAAAGGCUGUAUACGAUCAUAUUAUAAGAAUACACGGAAAAUCGUUAGAUACCUUUCUAAAUCUUAA